AUGUCCCACCAACACACCCACGACGGCGUCCACUUCCACGCCUCCCACGACCACGCCGUCUCCUUCUCCGCAGCAGACCACGGCCACUCCCACGAGAUCCUCGACGGCCCCGGCUCCUACCACGGCCGCGAAAUGCCCAUCACCGAAGGCCGCAACUGGGCCGACCGCGCCUUCACAAUCGGCAUCGGCGGCCCCGUAGGAUCAGGCAAAACAGCCCUCAUGCUCUCCCUCUCCCGCCACCUCCGCUCCUCCUACUCCCUCGCGGCGGUAACAAACGACAUCUUCACCCGCGAAGACGCAGAGUUCCUCACCCGAAACAAAGCCCUCCCCGCCCCCCGCAUCCGCGCAAUCGAGACCGGCGGCUGCCCCCACGCCGCCGUCCGCGAGGACAUCUCGGCCAACCUCGCCGCCCUCGAGGACCUCCACGCCCAAUUCGACACCGACCUCCUCCUCAUCGAGUCCGGGGGCGACAACCUCGCCGCUAACUACUCCCGUGAACUCGCCGAUUACAUCAUUUACGUCAUCGACGUCAGCGGCGGCGACAAGAUCCCGCGCAAGGGAGGCCCGGGCAUCACACAGAGCGACUUGUUGGUCGUCAACAAGACCGAUCUCGCCGAGAUUGUCGGCGCGGAUUUGGAUGUCAUGGACAGGGACGCGAGGAAGAUGAGGGAGGGGGGGCCGACGGUCUUCGCGCAGGUCAAGAAGGGGGUCGGGGUGGAGCAUAUUGUUGACUUGAUCUUGAGUGCUUGGAGGGCGAGCGGGGCCGAGGAGCAGAGGAGGAGUGUUGGCGGCCCAAGGCCGACGCCUGGGUUGGAGGAAUUGGAGUAG
Podospora anserina S mat+ is the source of this 828-nucleotide messenger RNA. RefSeq lists its product as uncharacterized. The record is from RefSeq and is a predicted model, not a curated record. The transcript is spliced from 2 exons. Bases 1 to 828 code for a protein of 275 amino acids. NCBI's taxonomy places the organism in Eukaryota, Fungi, Ascomycota, Sordariomycetes, Sordariales, Podosporaceae. Gene Ontology annotation, molecular function: GTPase activity; nickel cation binding.